Megachile rotundata (alfalfa leafcutting bee) is the source of this 5138-nucleotide messenger RNA. RefSeq names its product rapamycin-insensitive companion of Tor (gene rictor). Gene Ontology annotation, molecular function: protein serine/threonine kinase activator activity. Gene Ontology annotation, cellular component: TORC2 complex. Gene Ontology annotation, biological process: TORC2 signaling; positive regulation of phosphatidylinositol 3-kinase/protein kinase B signal transduction. Lineage: Eukaryota; Metazoa; Arthropoda; Insecta; Hymenoptera; Megachilidae. The record is from RefSeq and is a predicted model, not a curated record.
CGGCAAUUUUAGUCUCAGUAAAAUACAAGUUUCAAUAAACUAGGGUACCUCAAUCACCCCUCAUUAUUUUUCAAAAAUUUUUAUAAUUUGGUUGAGAAAUAUGAAUGUAUAGGUUGCAUAAGAUUACAUUAUAUACAUAUUUUCAUAUUUGAGGAGCAGAUGGAAAGGAAAGGUACUAUAAUAACUGUAAGCAAAAUAUAUAAUAAAGCCAUCUAGCGGUGCCACUAAAUACAUACGCUGCGUACGCUUCUGCAUUUCUCGCGUAUGUGGGCAAAAACCCGUCCACCGUCCAAUAUCUCAUCAUUGGUAGUACAGUAUAUACUGUGAUAGUAUUGUGCGCAGCUUAAAAAGCUGAUAUUUGCGCAGCUCACUACAUGAUUUACUUUGUAUUUCAUUAGUCAUCCAUAAGGCUUUGGGUUAACAGUAAGAAUGACAUAUAUCACGCAAAAGACUCAUCUUAACAAUCGGACGAAAAGUGUUGAUUGUCAUCGUGGGUAGCACCCGGUAAAGAAAUGGCAAUUUCUAGUUGGAUGAUUUGGGGUAGAAGUCUUCGGACGAGCAGGUCUCACCGAAGCCGUCAAGAGAGUGAAGACAGUUGCGUGCAACUUGAUCUGUCAAGAGGAUUGAAAGAAAAUGUCAAGGAAGUAUUGACCAAUCUCUGUCAACGUCACAAUGUUCCAAGCAUUAAAAAAUUGGCAUACCUUAAUGCCAUUGUUAAGUUAAUUAGUGAAAAUGAUUCUCCAGAAUAUGGAUACAGUAUCAAUGACAUAUUUUGCUGCUUGCGAGUUGGUCUUGUCCAUGAAGCAACACAAGUUCGUGCUGCUGCUCUACGAGCUGUAAGAUAUAUGCUCAAAAAGGAACAGGAUGUUAUUGCAAUUAAUAAAUUACAAUAUCCAUACUUUGUGGCUCGUAGUAUGGAUGUUAAUUUACGAAAUGAAAUGGAAAGGAUGCAAGCUCUUAGACUUGUUAGAAGAAUUUUAGUAUUGGCACCAAAACAUUUUAGUCCUAUUUUAGCAAGAUCAUUAGUCAGUUUAACAAAUGGUGGAGUUGAAGAGAAAGAUGGAGCAUUUCGAGCAUUCUUAGCAACUCUUUGUGAGUUAGGUAUUUUAAAUUCAAAUUUGUUAAUUAGUUGUGGAGGUGUUGGUGCUCUUGCAAGAGCUGCCAUGACUGGACAAAGCCCUACAGUAAUUGAAUCUAUUGUGGGAGUUUUAUUAAAAUUAUUAAACACUCCUGAUACUAGGACUAGCGUUUCUCUUUUAUGUUUCGCGGCUCCUUAUUGCGAGCUUCAUUCAUCAAGUAUAGAUAGAACAAAAGAAGAACGAGAAAGAUUUGCAGCAAGUAAAUUAGCAUUGUUAAGUAUACUGAGGUCUUAUUCGGGAGUUUUACAUUUUUGUCGACCUGACGAUAAUUCAGGCUUGAAAGCUAUAGCAGACAUACUAUAUGUUGAACAACUUGAAGUAAGAGGUGCUGUCUUAGAAUUACUUUAUGAAUUGUUGAACUUACCUUUACCUACUUGGACGGAUGAACCUGAUGUUGCUCUUGCAGCAGUAGAUCCUAGUAGAGCACGUGAUUCAUGGAAAUUGUCAGAAGGCUUCGUCGCAGCCGAAGGAAAAUAUAUUCUACCAUCGUUAUCAUCACGCUGUCCAAAUAUUACAGAAAUACAUUUAGCAUUAUUGGUUUACGCUUUACUAGAAUGUGGUUUACAUCGUGCUUUGGCAGAAACUAUUGUUUCUACCGACACGUUUAUUUCUUUACGUGCAGCUGUCCUUCUAGGUGCAUUACUGCAUCUUGCACAUUCUCUUCUACCUUCCGAGGUAUGUGAUCUUACUCCUCCUCUACCAAAUUUAUUGGAACAUGCAAGUGCCGGAAAACAUCAAGCUUUAGCAGCUGUUACAAUUUUGGAACGGAUGCAUACAAUGAUGCGUCGAAGACCAGCACCUGCAAGUUUAUUUCUUGACAAGCUUUUACAAGCAGGUACUUGGUUAAGGCCAACGUUACCAAGACGUCAACGAACAUCUAACAGACACUGGUUACGCAGAGAAUCACCAACCACACCAUUUCUCAAGGACGCUCAAGUACUCAGUUCUAAAGAUGCUCUUGCUUGGAAUUGGCCGGUAGUGCGAUCUAUUUUACGCUCGCGCGAAGAUACCAUGCGAAUACUUCACGAUUCUGAUCACAGAUUGUUUAUGAAAAGGCUUGUACGUUAUUUUAAGCCAUGUUCAAACGCAUAUAGCAGAGUGGAAUUAGCAACAAACGCUAAUUUAGCAAGAGAAGCAACAUUAGCUGGUUGUGAUUUAUUAAAUUGUUUGCUAGAACUUCACGAACCUGAGGGUACAAAAUUAUUAAAUGAAUUAAUUGGAGACGUCGCUGAACAAAUAUCUAGCAUACGAACAGCUCAAUCCGCUCACGAGUGUUUGUUCUCUCCUCGUCACAUGUCCACUACUUGUUGUCAGAAGUAUUUUCUGUUUCUUGGACAAUUGAGCCAUUCAGCCAAAGGGACUGUGAUUCUAAAAGGAUUUAAUUUAUUAGAAAAGUUGCAAGACUUGGCUUUAGCUACUAAUCAUGACUGUUACGUUAAACUCAUAGUUUCAAGUUUAGAUUAUACUAGGGAUGGACCUAAUAGAAAAGUAUUAACUAAAAUUAUUACGGAAGCGACAUUAGACAGUACACGUCUAUAUGCUACACAGUUCCUUAGAUUAAUACUCAGAGCCAGAAUGGUUGAUGCUUAUCGCUGGGCAAUAGCAUUACUGUUGGAUCGGUUAUCAGAUUCCAAUAAAACUGUAGCACUGACUGCUUUGGAAGCGUUACACGAAGCUUGCGAAGAACCAGAAUAUUUAGAGGCUAUGUUGCAACAAGGAAGUCAAACUCGAGAUUGGGAUAAGUGGUUGGAAGAGUUAGGUGAUAAAGGAUAUUUGUUAAAAAUUAGACUUUACUCUAUUCAUCAGGGUUUUACAACAAUUUCGUCUCCCGCUGAAGAAUUGGAGAAAUGGAUCUGUCCAGGAGGUUUUGCCGAGAGAUAUGUUGGUUUAAUAGAAGGAGAGAUACAUGACUCUUUAACUCGUCGUCAAAGAGAUGAAACUGGAAGCUACCACAGAAGAACAACUAACGUUCCUAUAACGCCUCACAAUGUGUUUAUUUUACCACAUUUGUUAGGUCAAUUGGCGCAACACGACUUAGGCAUGCAAUUGUUGUUGCGUCGAAACGUGAUACAACGCUUUGCAAGAGUCAUUCAACGGUUUAAAAUGGAGUUCGGUGGUAGAGAUUCGGAGUCAAAUUCAAGGUGUACCAAAACAAAUCGCUCUGUCAUCGAUGACGUUUACGCCAUGUCAGAAGAAUCCGGCACCGACGAAACGGUAGAAUCGAAUAAAUUGGAGACAAUAAUGGAUGCUGAAACUAUAGAGGGCAUGGACACAUAUAGUACGCAAAAAGUUGAUUCUUUAGUUGAUAUUCGCCGAAAAACAAGUUUGGAUGAUUCCAGACGUACUACUCCAGAAAGGAGUUGGAGAUUAGAGACUGAAUCUCGAGAUGAUCAAGCUACAAGUUUAAAUAAAAGGAUUUUAAAAGUAAAGUCUGCAUUAUGGGUGCUGGGUCAUGUGGGAUCUUCGGCAACAGGCGUUGAACAAUUGAACCAUUUAGGAAUUUUAGAAUUAAUAACUUCCAUAGCAGAAACAUGUCCGUAUUACGUGGUGCGAGCAACGGCUAUGUAUGCCCUAAGUCUUAUUGGUACCACCCGUGCAGGUGCAGAUGCAUUAUUAAUUUUUGACUGGCCAUGCGUUAGACAUAGACGCGGAGAUCAUUGGCCAGUCGUUCCUCCUACAAGUAGGUGUCCAGCCCCCAGUCCUGUUCCUAUACAACGACAUCAUCGGAGUCUCAGCGAUGGCAAACCAGAAUUACCUGAACCGGUAGCUCGAAGAACCAGAAACCGAUCUGAAAGUGCAGCUACAGAUCUCGAAGCUAGGCGUUAUGCUCUACUAGAAAGAGGAGAAACGCCAAGCCCUGUAUCAAGUAUUCAAAGAUUAAGCCAACAAGAUGCUGAGGGAUAUGCAAGAAUUCGUAUUUUACAGCGCCAUCGAAGACCUAGUUAUUCCCAUAGCAGCUUAGAGAUGUAUAGUUUAGAUGGUCGACUUUCAUUGCAAAGUUUAUCAGAAUUUGAUUCAUCUCGUAGUUGGAUCGGGGAACAACAUUUACUCACUUCAACACCUCCACCCCCUGAAGAUAAUAAUGAUAAUUUAUUUUACAUGGGUAUAGCCCUUCCAAAGAGACUUAUUACUAUUUUUCCGGAAUUACCACAGUCGUCGGUUCCAACCAUAACAGACGAUGCGCCAAAGUCUGAUAUAGAAACGACGGAAGUAGAUGAAGAAUCCUGUUCAGAAUCCGACGUAGACUCAGAGCAUUAUCGCAUUUGUUUAAUAUGUCAACCUGGUAAAAGCAGCAAAGAUUCGCUUUCAGAACAAGACGCAAAACUGCAGAGGAAAAUACUUAGGCAUGCACAACGGUUAGCAAACCCUAUAUGGUACCGACAUAGUCGACAAACUUUGCUUAGAUUAAGACAAUUGCAUUCAGAGAAGUUUCAGGAUACUUGUUUAUUUUCAGAUGUAGCUGCUCGUUUAGGUAGUGGUACAUAUAGAAUGCCAGCACGGCGAUUUUUACAAGAACUAUUUCUAGAUUCUACGUUUGAUGCCCUUUAUGUAGAAGCAGCUAAUGUUCUAAAAGUACACGAUGACAAUGACGAUAAAUCAUUGCAAUCACCCGUUUCUGCGGCACUUGAAUCCAAUUCCCAUGUGCCUUCGGAAAUUAAAAUCAAUGGAAGACUUACGUUUUCUGAGAUUCAAGUAACACAACUGGAUGCAGUUGCUGAGGAGGCAGCAAGUGAAUCUUGCGUGACAAAACAAUACAAUAAAAAAACACAAGAGUUCUCGUGUAAACAAGAACGUCAAAGUGAUGAAAAAAUUAUUGCCGAAAUUUUAAAACCGGAAGAAAGAUUACGCCUGUCAAAGAGUUCCGACAGAUUGUUAAAAGUAUCAGGUACAAACACUGCCAUCAGCCUUGAUUAGUCCUCGACUUUCAAGUAAUUGUAAAUAUUUUGUAUUAAAAUAAUAACGAAGUAUGGAAUAAAUUACACUGCCCAAAUCGAAUAA